Molecule: messenger RNA, 1248 nt
Organism: Notechis scutatus (mainland tiger snake)
Lineage: Eukaryota; Metazoa; Chordata; Lepidosauria; Squamata; Elapidae
Source: RefSeq, a predicted model, not a curated record
AUGCGAAGUUCUCCAGAUGUUUUGGAGUUCUCCAUGGACACCUUGGACCUGAGGAAAGGGGCAGCCAUCCAACAAUUCAAAGGCAUUGAAGUGCCCAUCUUGAUUAAAACAGAAGACCUCAGUGAGUCCUUGCAAACAUCCCUCUCCUCCAGAAUAGGCCACCUAGCCCAAGGAUCUUCCAUGAUGCCUGGAGGACAAAUUCCUGGGAAUGUGAAUUCUCUUCAUACUUUGCAGCAACUCGUGCAAGUCCCAGGGCCUAUGCAGUCUGUCCCACUAUUCUUGCUUUCUCAAGGCCCAGCAGGACAACAAGCUCUCCAAUCGAACCUUCUCUCCUUCCCUCAGCAGCAAAGUGGACUUCUGCUUCCACAGCAGGGACACAGCUUAGCAUCUCAGGCAGUGGGACGUCCUGGACACCCAGGGUCAUCAUUGGAGCCUCACCUGGAGGCCCCACAGCACUUACAAGUGGCCAAACACUUGCCGUCCUCCAUGGAAACAAAUGAAGCCAAUGAUUUGGAAGAGCUGGAAAAAUUUGCCAAGACUUUUAAGCAGAGGCGCAUCAAACUGGGGUUUACGCAGGGCGAUGUGGGUCUGGCUAUGGGGAAACUCUACGGAAAUGACUUCAGCCAGACUACCAUUUCUCGCUUUGAAGCUCUCAACCUGAGUUUCAAGAACAUGUGUAAGCUAAAACCACUCCUGGAGAAGUGGCUGAGUGAUGCAGAAUCCUCCCCCCUGGACUCGUCUGUCAGCAGCCCGAGUUCCUACCCCUCCGUAAGUGAGAUGUUCGGGCGCAAGAGGAAAAAACGAACCAGCAUCGAGACCAACAUUCGCUCCACACUGGAGAAACGGUUCCAGGACAACCCCAAGCCCAGCUCGGAAGAGAUAGCCCUGAUUGCAGAACAGUUGGCCAUGGAAAAAGAAGUGGUUCGCGUUUGGUUCUGCAACCGAAGGCAGAAGGAAAAACGUAUCAGCUGUCCGAUGCCCUCCCCCAUAAAGUCACCCCUCUACAACUCCAGACUGGUUUCUACCUCAGGGUCAUUGGGUCCCCUUUCUGCCCAUAGUUCCAUGCAUGGUGCAGUGUCUUCUUCCUGUUCUCCUGGCCAUGCCAGCCGGUCCUCAUCACCCAGUGCAGGACUUCACACCAACAAUCCCAACAUGCCUCAGAGUAACUCUAAAGUAGCCAUCAAUUCAUCCAGUUUCAACUCUUCUGGAUCAUGGUAUCGAUGGAACCAGCCUACUUACCUCCAUUAA